Messenger RNA from Penicillium pulvis, 1005 nucleotides. Its product is annotated as glycoside hydrolase family 12 protein. NCBI's taxonomy places the organism in Eukaryota, Fungi, Ascomycota, Eurotiomycetes, Eurotiales, Aspergillaceae. Bases 1 to 1005 code for a protein of 334 amino acids. Gene Ontology annotation, biological process: polysaccharide catabolic process. The record is from RefSeq and is a predicted model, not a curated record. Gene Ontology annotation, molecular function: cellulase activity. The transcript is spliced from 4 exons.
AUGGCUCUCACAUUAUUAGUAAACACCAUUCUUUUGGCUAUCCCACUGGGAGGCUCCGUGGGCACACUCGUCGGCAUUGAUGCGCAUCUCGCGGCGACCGGCCAAAAGCCGCUCUUCAGCAGCGACGGUACUUCGGACGGAUCUGGAGGCAGCUCAGGAGGCAGCACCGGCGGUGGCUCUGGAGGCAGUGGCAGCACCACAAAUAACGGCCUCACCAACACUCAAUACUGUGAAACAUCUUUUGGUAUCUCUCCGCCUUCGCAAGGAGAGCAGUACACACUCAAUCCCAACCAGUGGGGUGUUACCGACUCGACGACUGGUGCUCUGUGCAUGAAUGUCACCACUUUCAAUAAUGAGACCUACCCGACCAAGACCACAGCACCGGACUGGUCGGUGACCUGGCAAUUUGAUCCUGGUCCCGAGACUCAACCUGUCCACGCCUUCCCCAAUAUUCAGAUCGAAGAUGUCCUGCCUGUGGCGCUUGACAAGAUGGAGGAGAUCGACUUCAAUCUCCACUGGACCUACGGCGUGGGCAACACCGUUGCCGAGUCCACCGACUUCACCGCACUCGACAGCGAAUCCCUCCAAUGUAAUGUUGCUGUCGAUAUGUUCUUUGACAGCGACAAGGCCACCGCCCAGGGCAGUACUACUGCCCAGUUCGAGGUCAUGGUAUGGUUUGCGCGUUUUGGCGCCUCGUCCGAUCCCAUCGGCUAUAGUGAUGGUGUGGUCACAAACCAUACCAUCAAUGGCACAAUAUUUGGCCUCUACACUGGCACAAAUAGCAACAACCAGACUGUCCUCACAUGGAUUGCCUCGGAAAAGACAGAGCAGUUCCAGGGAGAUAUCUACCCAUUGAUCACAGAUCUCUACACCCUAUCAGGGACUACCUAUCCGUCAAAGACAGACUACAUGGGCAUCUUCCAAUUCGGUACCGAAGCAUUCUCUGCCGAUACCAACGUCACAUUCGGGGUAUCGGAGCUGUCUGUCGACAUUAAGAAGUCAUGA